Acytostelium subglobosum LB1 is the source of this 585-nucleotide messenger RNA. RefSeq lists its product as hypothetical. Bases 1 to 585 code for a protein of 194 amino acids. The record is from RefSeq and is a predicted model, not a curated record. Lineage: Eukaryota; Evosea; Eumycetozoa; Acytosteliales; Acytosteliaceae. The transcript has 3 exons.
AUGUUCCAAUACAACAUAAGAAAUCCAUUGGCAAGAGGAAAGGAAAAGGAGGGCGCCAAUCUUCUGGAGGACUUUAGGAACUCACGUACCAACUACGAGGUAUGCAUCAAGAUGUUGAAGUAUCGACAUAGAUUGAUCGACGUGUGCAUCAAAGACCAAGUUGCUGCAAAGGAACAAAUCAAGGUACUUUGGGAUCAACUACAUACCAUUGUCAACAUCCUACUCCAUCAUGAAGGAGAUGAUGAGGAUUAUCUGGAAAUGUUCCAGAGAUCCCUUUACAUCUACGGCGCCAACUACCAAAAGCUCUAUGGAUGUCGAUUGUCAACAUACCAACACAUCUUGAUUGAGCAUGUCCCAGAUUUCAUUCGCACGUUCGGUAAUCUGGACAAGUUCUCCAACUUCUCAAUUGAAGGAAAUCACAGGCUAAACAAGUUGAACAUCCACUCAAGCACAAGUGGGUACCAGACUACAACAGGACCAACUGGACUACCCGCACCACUGCUCAAAGUUGGUCUUUUGACCAACAUUGUAACACCAGGAUACAUGCUUGGCCAGGAGCCCAAGUCUAGGUUCCAUCAUGAAUGA